AUGGACUGUAAGAAAAUUACGGAUGAAGUUUCAGAAAAAAUUUUAUCAUACAGUCAAGAUACUUCAGGAUGGAGAGUGAUAAAAGUUUCAAAAAAUGUUACAGUUUCUUCAAAGCCUUCAAAAGAGUAUGCAGGAAAUAUAUACCGUGGAGAAGGGAUAAUUGAGGAAGUCCCUAGUAAAAUUAUUCCUUUUAUGUAUCUUCCUGAAUAUCGAAGCAAAUGGGACAAAGCGUUACAGUCUUACAAGCUGUUAGAAAGGAUUGACCAGGACACGGGUAUAUACCACAGUGUAACGCACAGUUAUGGCAUGGGCCUGAUUUCGUCAAGAGAUUUUGUUGACCUGCUGCAUGUUAAACCAUAUCCUGGUGAUAUCCUUACAACUAACUCUGUCAGCGUGGAAUACUCCGGCUGCCCUCCAACUCCCUCUUGUGUCCGAGGCUAUAAUAAUCCCUGCGGAUACGUGUGCUCGCCUUUGCCCGAGAAUCCGGCGCAUUCCAAGCUCGUUGUGUUCAUUCAGCCAGAACUAGGAGGAAUGCUCCCCUGUUCUGUGGUGGAGACGGCAUUACCUACUACUCUCGUAAACUUAAUCACCGACACGAGAGCUGGACUGAAAAGCUUGAAAGACCGUAAUUAA
Molecule: messenger RNA, 633 nt
Organism: Nipponia nippon (crested ibis)
Lineage: Eukaryota; Metazoa; Chordata; Aves; Pelecaniformes; Threskiornithidae
Source: RefSeq, a predicted model, not a curated record